Molecule: messenger RNA, 718 nt
Organism: Dichomitus squalens LYAD-421 SS1
Lineage: Eukaryota; Fungi; Basidiomycota; Agaricomycetes; Polyporales; Polyporaceae
Exons: 2
Coding region: 194-364 (56 amino acids)
Source: RefSeq, a predicted model, not a curated record
UUUGUGUGGCGCAGCGCGUGCACUUGGAGUGUGUGGUUCCAUCGGACAGCUGGCCGCAGGAUAGUGUACUUGGUGACGAGUUCGAGACGUCAUCCGCCCGGAAAGCCCGAAGUAUCCAACCUCCGACAAGCGCCAGGACGAGACGUUAGUAGCCCCCAAGGGAUGGAGAGAAGUGAGGGAGAGCACGAACCACAUGCCCGGUGUCACAUCAAGAAAUGGAAGAGACCGCGGUUGGAUGCUCCACUCCACUCGAUCGCCCCGCCGUCCUCUCGGGCGCGAUUCGCGUCCAAGCCCAGCGCCCCGAGACUAUCACACUAACGGCUCGUCUAGCUGCUUGCACGACAGCGGCUCUGCACCGCUCUAGCCGCUGUGCCCACUCGAAUCGUUGGAAGCCCGCAGUCACGUUCCGACCCGAUGCCGUAGCGUGGAUAGCUAUGCCGAGAGCAAGCUUGCGGCUUGCCCGUAUCUAAGGACGCACACUCAGAUGUAUCGGUGCCACUGCGAAACGUUGAUGCACCGAGCCCCAAUUCUGAUUGGUCAGCAAAUGUGCAUUGUCUUCGGAAUACGAUGGGCGAAGUCGAAGUGCACACCCCGAACCUCCACAUGCCAACGCUCUCCCGCUCGCGAAGUGUAGUCCGGGCGUAGUAUAGCCGGAGAAAGACACCAAGGCGAUGCAGUCGCCGCGGAGGCCCGGGGUGCCACGGUCUGAGCUGGAGCG